Molecule: messenger RNA, 1683 nt
Organism: Penicillium cinerascens
Lineage: Eukaryota; Fungi; Ascomycota; Eurotiomycetes; Eurotiales; Aspergillaceae
Product: amino acid transporter
Exons: 4
Coding region: 1-1683 (560 amino acids)
Biological process (GO): amino acid transmembrane transport
Cellular component (GO): vacuolar membrane
Molecular function (GO): amino acid transmembrane transporter activity
Source: RefSeq, a predicted model, not a curated record
AUGGAAACCAGGGAGAAGUUCCUGCCCGAGGUCGUGCCUGAGGAUAAGGUGCAGCCUACUGCCUACAAGGUCGAUGGCGCCGGCCCCGUUCCCCCACGUCUGCGGGCUCUCCACGAUUGCGAUGUUACCUUUCAUGAGUAUCAGUACUAUGCACGCCUGACUCGGGCGGAGCAGGAGGCGCUGCCACCAUCCAGGGCCGGUAAAAGCCUCCUGGCCUAUAUUGUUCCCAAUCUCCAGAAAUCCGUUGCCCCGGAAGUGAAUGCAUCUCGUGCCCUUCGUUCUGCUACGGCUGGUGCCAUCUUCUAUCUCAUUACCACCGAUAUCCUGGGCCCAUUCGGUCUGCCUUACGCCUUCGCAACGACUGGCUGGGGCCCCGGCAUCGCACUGUAUACUGUUUUUGGUGCCCUGGCUGGUUUCUCCGGCUAUUUGUUAUGGGACUGCUUCAUGGAACUCGACUCCUUCCAAUUCCCAGUUCAGGCUUACGGCGAUCUUGCAUUUCGCAUCUACGGGCCAUGGUGCCAUUACUUCGUCAAUAUCCUUCAGGCAGUUCAGCUUCUGUGUAAUGUGGCUGUCAUCAUCAUUUCCAACGGCGAGGCGUUGUCGCAGGCAGCCAAGUUCAAGCUGUGCUACGCUAUCUGCUGUUUGGUGUGGGCCCUGGCUGGCUUCUUCUUAGGCCAGAUCCGGACUUUGCAGAAGUUUGGCUGGCUGCCCAACCUGGCAGUAUUUAUCAAUCUUGUCAUCAUGUUCAUCACUAUGGGUGCUGCCGCCCACUCAGACCCUCUAUACUCCGCCUCAGCUUCCUCCGCCGGCUAUUCGAUCGAUCCUAAGCUGGUCACACCGGUUGAUGGAGUCUACCCACCUGUGCAGCAUAGCGGUGGCAUUCCAAACGCGGGCAACUUCGGUGGCGCGGUUAAUGGGAUGAUGCAAGCUGUCUAUUCCUAUGGUGGAUGCAUGAUUUUCCCGGAGUUCAUGGCAGAAAUCAAGCGCCCUCGCGACUUCUUGAAGGGUAUGUGGGGGGCACAGCUCUUCAUCUACGUCUGCUAUAUGGUUUAUGGCCUCUUCAUGUAUGGAUAUCAGGGGCAGUAUGUCCAGACCCCUGCAUAUCUGGGUAUUUCGCAGUAUGGUCUCAGCACGGCAGGCAACUCGCUCGCCAUUGUGAGUGCCCUGAUUGCGGCAACUUUAUAUGGGAACAUUGGCGUCAAAGUACCAAAUCACAGUCAUCUACAACAAUAUUUUCGUCGAGUUUUUCAAGGCUCCUCCGCUGUCAAUCAAAUCCGGUAUCCAGUAUACUGGUCUAUCGCCUACGUUGUUGGCGCCGCAAUCCCCGAUUUUGCCGGUUUCACGGGCAUCGUUGCUGCCUCCUGUAUCCUGCAAUUUACCUACUCUAUCCCCCCGUUGCUCCACGUCGGCUUCAAUACGAUGAGAAAUGCUGCAAGCUCAGAGCCAGGAUUUGAUGUGGCCACCGGUCAAGUUGAAGUUCAGGAUCGAGGGUUGAGUCGGUGGAUUCGUGGGUUCUUCGGACGGCGAUGGUAUCUGAAUGUUUUCAACCUGCUCUACGGAAUGGGUGCCCUUGCCAUGUGCGGAUUGGGCUGUUGGGCUGCUAUUGAGAACAUGAUUCUGAUCUAUGCGGUCCCACAACUGAAUGCUUUCGGCUGCACGUCCCCGCUGGACGCCUCCGCUUGA